Molecule: messenger RNA, 1899 nt
Organism: Anisakis simplex (herring worm)
Lineage: Eukaryota; Metazoa; Nematoda; Chromadorea; Rhabditida; Anisakidae
Source: the annotation of a GenBank genome assembly
AAGGGAAUUGUUCUCGAGGAAGGCGUAUGGGUUUGGUAUCUGAUAGCGAUGCUGACGAUAAGUCUAAAUCGGAUUGCACUUGGGCAGAACAAGUUGAUGAAUUUCUGGGAUCACCGCCAUUGGCUGUUGAAUAUGCAGGUGAAGAAACGUUUUCAUUUAUGUGAUGCGCAAAAUUCGUUGGUGUUACGUCGAAUAGAAUGUAACGAUCGUCACAAAACUGCACAUGAAACGGGUCUUACUGCGGCCACUUCAAACAAACAACGCAUAUUGCAAAUUGUUUUUGCUGCAUUCAUCGAUCUGAUGUGUGAAGCUGUACCGAAGGAAACGAGAGAACAACUUAGAAGUGUUUUGAAUCGUACGGUAAUUCAAUGUCGACUCAUUCCGGCUGCAUAUUUAUCGGACGAUUUAAUUCCUUUGCGAUCAGCGUUUGUGAGUCGAAUCGCACAAUUGGUUAGCAACAAUUUCAAUCUUUCAGCGAAUAUGGAAAAUCCACUUUCUACUCACGAAUUGCAAACAUUUUCCAGAUUGUCGUUCCGAGAUUCUGCCGCAAAUUUGUUUUUUCACAGUCGCUAUCGUAGUGAUUUCGAAGAGAUUCGAAUGAUAGGCAAAGGAGGAUUCGGAACCGUUUUUCUGGUUAAUUCUGUUGUGCGUUCUCGAAUCGAUAAUUGUAAUUAUGCGAUAAAGAAGAUUCCGUUCUCUUUGGCCCGAAAUUCUCAGAUGUUGAAAGUAAUAAAUGAAGUUCGAUUGUUAGCAUCGUUGCAACACGCGAAUAUCGUUCGAUAUUUCGGUGCAUGGGCUGAAAUUAACUCGAUGCAAACACCGUUACUCCCCUCUCCCAAUGUAAAUAUUCGAGAAGUCAGAAAUUGUUCGGAAACAGAAAGCCAACACGCAGCUCGAUUGUUAAUGCUCGAUGAGAAUAGCAGUGCAGAAGAAGAGGGAGAUUGUUGUAAGGAAAUAAAACAGAUCAAAUCACGAUGUUGUCGGUGCGAGGACGUGCUUGAAGGUACGAGUGAGCGCAUCCACCCCUUGAAGGAUGCGCUCGAAGAUACGAGUGAGAAUGAAGCGACGAUGUUCGUACAAAUGGAAUUGUGCUCUCGUACACUUAAUGAUUAUAUUGAAUUUCGCAAUUCAAGUGUAACUCAUAGAAAAGUUGAUUGUGAUUUUAACAUUUCUGUUCUAAAACAGUUAUUCUCGGCAUUAAACUAUAUACAUUCGAAAAAUAUUAUCCAUCGUGAUAUUAAACCGUGUAAUAUAUUUCUGCGUGAUCAAAAAACGCAGUCAUCAGCUGCAUCUUCAUCACCAUUAUGCUCACAAAUACGAGUACUUAUUGGUGAUUUCGGAUUGGCAUGUAAUGAUUUGAAUCGAUUUGAAACGAUCGCAACGAAAUCGUGCGAUGAUAUGAGUGUCGUUGACGAGUGCGAUGCCACAAUUGAACGUUCAUCAUCAGUAUUUAUCGCACCAACAAACAAGUCGUCACGUCGAACUGAUAUGCAACACAGCAUUGCCGUGGAUAUCUAUAGUGCAGGGAUUGUCUUUUAUGAGUUGUAUCGACCGUUCACAACAGCAAUGGAACGUGUAAAGGCAAUAAUGAAUUUGCGAGAUGGUUAUUUCGAUGAAGAGUUCGUCAGUGACUGGCCCAAUGAAUCUUCGUUGAUCAGGUCUCUGUGUCAGUCUGAACCGAGUGAACGUCCGCGUGCAUUUGAGGUGCUCAAUAAAAUCGAAUGUUUCCCUGGGCAAAAUAAUGAUGUUGAUAGUUUGAAGGAGGAAAUAGUAUCAUUGAAAGAAAUUUUGAGGAAUAAAAAUGAAAGGAUUCGUCGAUUAGAAAAGAGAAUUAAAUCAUUAACGCAGUUAUGUCGCCGAUAUGAUGUGCCAUUUUAUGAUCUCAAUGUUGAUUUAUGA